Molecule: messenger RNA, 2655 nt
Organism: Eimeria necatrix
Lineage: Eukaryota; Apicomplexa; Conoidasida; Eucoccidiorida; Eimeriidae
Product: adaptin N terminal region domain-containing protein, putative
Exons: 15
Coding region: 1-2655 (884 amino acids)
Biological process (GO): intracellular protein transport; receptor-mediated endocytosis
Cellular component (GO): AP-4 adaptor complex; membrane coat
Molecular function (GO): cargo adaptor activity
Source: RefSeq, a predicted model, not a curated record
AUGAAUGGCGCUGGCCCCCACGUUAGCCGUGAGUUCUUCGACCUCAUCAAGUUCAUUGGAGAGGCAAGGUCUAAGCACGCACAGGAGGAAGACCGCAUCAUAGCCAAUGAGACUGUCGUGUUGAAGCAGCGGAUGAACCAGCCCAGAGUCUCGACAGUACGCCGCAAGAUGCAAGAAUUCAUAAUCCGAAGCAUUUAUAUCGAGCUGCUGGGCCACAGCGCCGCCUUUGCACAUAUCCAUGCAGUUAACUUGGCGAAUCAGCAGCAGGCCAAGGCGAAGUGGAUAGGAUACUUGGCCUGCAACUUGUUCCUCCACCAAGACCACGAGCUGAUGCUUCUGCUCGUGAACACUAUCCAGAAGGACCUGCGUUCUCCGAACGUGUUGUUUGUGCACGCGGCGCUGCAGUGCGUCUCGCGGCUGCUGACCCUCGACAUGCUGCCUUGUGUUGCUGCUGCAGCAGCAGAUUUGCUGCAGCAUCCAGCAGCAGCAAUUCGCCGCAAAGCCCUCAUGGUGCUGCACCGCAUUCUCACUCUGAGUCCCCCGCCCCCGCUGCCGGACCCGCAGCAGCAGCAGCAGCAGCAGCAGCAGCAGCAGCCGCAGCAGCAGCAGCAGCAGCAGCAGCAGGAGGGCUACGUGGUGGAGGAUUUGUUCGGGAAAGUGCGCCGCGCAGUCUGCGACGGAGACCCUUCUGUCAUGGGGGUUUCGGUUCAUCUUUUGGGACUUUUGGCCAAAACUCACAAACCCCAAAUUAGGGUUUUCAUUCCUUCUUUGGUUUCCAUUCUCAAACAAAUCAUCGACAGAAAACUCCCCAAAGACUACGAGUACCACAGAGUCCCCGCGCCCUGGAUCCAGGUUUUCGCCAAACCCCAAGUGGUUCGUGGGCGCGGUGCUGUCGCUGCUGGAAGUGGGGGGGGCCUGCGCGUCCUUAAGUGCUGCUGGAGUGGCCCCCGCGCUGGCAGCAGCAGCAAGCAGCAGCAGCAGCAGCAGCACAGCAGCAGCAGUUCACGCAGCACAGUCGCUGCUGCAGCUGCUGCUCGACGGCAGCGACGGAACCCCCGAAGAAGACACAGCUUUCAGGACUUAUGUGGUCAACUCUUUGGCGCUGCUGCUGCAGCAAAAGAAGCAGCUGCCCGACAUCCUCAUCCAGUGGCAAGUUGGGUGCUGGGGGAGUAUGGCUCCCUUUGCUCUCUGCCGGAUUUCACGCAGCAUGACUUGCUGGCCCUGCUACGGGAGGCAGCGCUGCGCACCAAAAACGCGAGCACCCAGGGCUGGGCGCUGUGGGCGUUGGUGAAGCUGUCGGCGCUGAAUGCAGCAGCAGCAGCAGCAGCAGCAGCAGCAGCAGGGCCUGCAGCAGCAGCAGGAAAGGCAGCAGCUGUUGACGGCCUCGUGCUGCAGCUGCUGCAGCAGCAGCAAAAGUACCUCGGCUCCACUGACAUACAAGAAAGGUGUUUUAGAGGGGCUUUGCUGCUGCAGCUGCUGCCGCCCCGGCUCCUCGGGGAGGUUUUCCCCUUCGACGCGGCAAACGAAGAUAUUCCAACAGAGGAUCUGCUGAACACAGGAGCCGCCUACGCUCGUGCUGCUGUUGCAGCUGGAGCUGCGGAGUACGUGCCACUGAGCAAGAGAGCAGCAGCAGCAGCAGCUGCUGCUGCUGCUGCUGCUGCUCCAGAUUCAGCAGUGCAUGCAACAGCAGUUGUUGCGCAGCAACACCAGCCACACCACGCAGCUGCUCUUAACUUCACGCCCUACGCUCCCCCUGCUGCACCCCAGCAGCAGCAGCAGCAGCUGCAGCAGCAGCAGCUGCAGCAAGGAGCUGGCGGCGCUGCUGCUGAGUCCAGCACUGGCUUCAAUGUACAGGGGCCUCGUCGGUGGGGCCCGUUUGGCUUUGUGGGGACAAUCAACGGCGCUGACCCAGCUGCUGCUGCUGCUGCUGCUGCACCUGCUGCUGCCAGCAGCAGCAGCAGCUGGCAGCCGCAUGCAGCAAUUGCAGCCGUCUCCGCUAUGGAGUUGCCGCCGCAGCCUCAGUAUGCGCAGCAGCAGCAGCAGCAGCAGCAGCAGCAGCAGCAGCAUCGGGAGCUCACGGAGCGGGAGCGCAUGGCUGCAGCGCUGUUCGGGGGGCUUGGUGGGGACUCCACAGCAGCAGCAGCAGCAGCAGCAGCAGCAUUGCCCGUUGCUGCUGCUGCUGCAAUGCCUGCUAGCGGGACACCUCUCAUCGUUUCCCCGUCAGCAGCGGCCCCUGCUGCUGCUGCUGCUGCUGCUGCUGCUGCUCCCCCAGUGGUUCAGAAGCACGCCCCCCCAGUCGACCUGCUUGACCUUGACAGCAGCAGCAGCAGCAGCAACAGCAGCAGCAGCAGCAGCAGCAGUACUGGGGUAGAUGAUCUGGUUAUGGAUGUCCUGUCACUGAGUCUGCAGCAGCAGCAGCAGCAGCAGCAGGAGCAACAGCUGCUUCAGCCGAUGGCGAUAACGACAGAACAGUUGGGCCGCGGCUGGGGCCUGCUGCCCGGGGAGGCCGCAGCAACUGCGGCGCUGCAGCGGCCGACGGCUUGCGCAGACUACGCCCGAGAAGUCGUCUCUAAAAGCCUCGGGGCAGCAGUGGUAGAAGUGAUUGGCGAAGAAGCAGUUGCUGCAGGCACUGCAGCAGAAGGCGCGUCUAGCUAA